Cricetulus griseus (Chinese hamster) is the source of this 11035-nucleotide messenger RNA. NCBI's taxonomy places the organism in Eukaryota, Metazoa, Chordata, Mammalia, Rodentia, Cricetidae. The record is from RefSeq and is a predicted model, not a curated record.
AUGAGCUCUCCCUGGAACAGCACAACCCUUCUUUACGUCAUGAGGAGUUCCUUCCCAAGACAAGCGUCAUGUACAGCACUGCACAUGGGGCCUUAUCUGAGACUCCAGGGUCCCAGCCAAGCAUCUCUGUCCUUGUCCUGCCCUCUCCAUCGGCUACUACUUUUGGUACAGCCUUUUUAAACCUCAGGCAACAGACUCCAAGCAUGGCAGAGCACAGCAUCUUUGAGGCACACGAUGGGUCUGUGACGAGUAAUGAGGUGGCCACUGAUGACGAUGAGAUGGACAACUUUUUGCCGGAUGCUCACUGGACCUCUUCACGGGUGGUUUCCCCAAUACAGUCUAUCACACAGAGCCCACUAGAGCCACCCCAGGAGAUGCUGGAGCCUGGGAUGACGCCGUCGCUACCCACGAUUUCUUUGCAGGAUGAAGUGCUGUCCGGAUGUCAGAACACAGCGCAACAGGCAACUGUGCAAGUUGAGUCCUCCGGUGAUUUCAGCACUUCUUGGUCAGCUUUUCUCACAUCUGAGGGCAUCAUUCCAACUCCUAGUAGGAGUUUGGUGCUUCGUCCUACGGAAAUUCACAGUCAGUUAUCAAGCAAGGCUUUGCCAGAGACUGUAGCUUCCUUAACGGAGGGCUCAGAAAACCUCCUUUUCAGCUCCUGGAUCACUGUGUCUCAGCCGUUAGGCAAUGGCGUGACACAGCAGCCAUCUGUUCCCCUGUGGGAGGUCUCUCGGCCUCUAAUGGGUGUCCUGACCACAAGCUCGGACAGCUACCCUAAUGGGACCACUGCUUGGAGUGAACAUCUAAUAGAAGCCAUCUCUCUAAGAACACACCCCAGUGUAACCCUGUCACCCGCAGACCCUGUUUCUAUCAGCCCGCCUUCUGUUUUAUUUUCAGCCCCGCUUUCAUCUGGGUCCUUUGCUACCCAAUCAGCUGGUAUUUCAGAUAACCCCUUCCUCUCUAGCAAGGCCGGGGAAACCUUAGAAUCUCUGUAUGGCUCCCGAACCCUCAGUUUUUCUGACCAUUCUCAUCUCUUCAACCCUGAGGCGUCCCUGAGACCACACACGUGGUGUGUGUCCUGUGUUGUCUCAUCAGCUCAGCAAGCUCUGGCCAGGAGCCUCACAGAGAAGGAUGUGGACUCAGGGAACGGGCUUGAGACUCUGUCUGUGACCUCAGGAGAAGCGAGCCGUCUCUCUCCAUCAAGCAGCAUGGGUGCAGGCUUCUCUGAACUUGAAGAUCUUCAAGAAUUUAAUACUCUUUUCCCUUCCAGACCCGUCGUCUCCCUUUCAUCCAGAUCUGUGGGGUUAUGGGAAGUCAGCAUGGAUAUGUCUCCUGAGGUUAUGUCUCCUGAGGUGGAUUUGAGCAGCAUCACCACCACCCAGGUGUACACUUCCCAUGGCCACCUCGCCACACCGAGCUCACUUGAUUCCACUUUUGGCUUCUCUGUCACCAGUGAUCUAGUGAUGCCAUCCAGUAUGACCCAUCUAUUGUCCUCAGUCAUCCCCAGCAUCCACUUUGAGUCAUCUUUCUCUUUGACUGCAAAUCAAACCACGCCAUCCCUUCCAGCUGGAAACCCAAGCCUUCUCACCUCUUACAGUUUGGUCUCCUCAGUAGAGUCAGUAGAGUCUGAGGUUCUUGCCGACCAAGAGCGUACCAGCUUUUUGGAACCCGCGUCUGGGAGUCUUUUGGAUUCCACAUCUGGCUUUUACUCAGCUCCACUCCUGGACUUCAGCGCUCCGGCCCCUUCACGGUCAGAUGUUCUUGCUUUGCCGUCUUUGACGUCAAGCGAUCCAUCAACUUUCCUUUCUCAGCUUUUCCCCACCAUGACUGAGACAUUUUCAUUGUCCAACUCAAUCGAUUUGCAAUCACCUCAGCUUUUUGUUCUUAAUCCCACAAGUCUAGAGCCAUCUCAGCCUUGGUCAAGUUCAGACCUUCUUAUGAAGACAGUCACUCUUCUUCCUAGUCACUCCGAGAUGUCCCCCCUCCCAAGCUCCCCCCUUGAUUCUCUCAAGUUGGACGAAGCAUGGAGAGUCUCUCUGAUAGAGUCCGAUGUUCAUCUUACCUCAGCUUUCUCUGACACUACCUGUGUCUUUGACUUCUCACUCAUUCCCCAUGACUCCUCAGUCAGCACCCUGGUGCCCUCCAGCUCCGAGACCUCCCUUGGCAUCUCAACUGCUGGAACUCCCUUGUCUUCACUGCCGACUGUUUCCCAUUUGACACCCAUUUUAACCGAGUCAUCUCCAUUCUCGACUCUGACACCUUCCGAUAGCAGUGUGAGCAUGACAGACCAUCACACACCUGUCUCACUCAUGUCCUCCAGUGUCAUUCCGACCAGCACAGAGUCAGUCUCUGACUUAUACCUCUCAGCCUCCCCAACACUUGCUUCUGAAGUAAGCCCUUCACCCAUGCCCACAAGGCCGGUCAUGGGCUCAUCAUUGAUACCCACAGAUUUACCACCCAGUACCUCCCCAGAACCAAGCUCCUCCCCGGAACCAAGCAUGCCUGACAUCAGCACUGCCCCUGGUGAUACCGUGGACUCUGCUCUGAACAGCGAGCCUAUGAGUCAGAACCCUCAGGGGAACAGUGUGCCCCCUCCCCAGCCCUCCCUGGGUCCCGAGAUCACCUCCACGCUCGAAGCCACAGUUGGUACGCCAGCACUGGCCACAGCCAAGCCGCCAUAUGUGUGCGAUAUUACAGUUCCCGAUGCCUAUUUGAUCACAACUGUGCUGGCCAGGCGAGCUGUGCAGGAGUACAUCAUUACAUCAAUCAAAGAAGUGCUGAGGGUUCACUUCAACCGUGCCGUCGAGCUGAAGGUUUAUGAACUGUUCACAGACUUCACUUUUCUGGUAACAUCCGGUCCUUUUAUUUACACGGCAAUAUCAGUCAUUAACGUCCUCAUCAAUAGCAAGCUUGUGCGUGACCAAACUCCUUUAAUCUUGUCUGUGAAGCCUUCUUUCCUUGUGCCGGAGCCCAGGUUCCAAGUUCAAACAGUACUUCAGUUUGUGCCUCCAAGUGUGGAUACUGGCUUCUGCAACUUCACCCAGAGCGUUGAGAAAGGCCUGAUGACAGCUCUCUUUGAAGUGAGGAAACACCAGGGUGUGUACAACCUCACAGUACAGAUUGUGAAUGUCACCAUUGGUUCUUCGAGGGUGACUCCUCGGAGGGGCCCGGUGAAUAUUAUCUUUGCUGUUAAAGGCACGCACGGCUUUCUGAAUGGGUCUGAGGUGAGCGAUCUGCUCAGGAACCUGACGGUGGUUGAGUUCAGCUUUUACCUGGGGUACCCAGUGCUGCAGAUUGCAGAGCCCUUCCAGUACCCACAGCUCAACUUAUCCCAGUUACUGAAGUCCUCUUGGGUCAGAACAGUCCUCCUGGGCGUAGUGGAGAGGCAGCUCCAUAAUGAAGUGUUUCCAGCAGAGAUGGAGCGCAAACUGGCCCAGCUGCUCAGCGAGGUGCCCACCAGGAGAAGAAUGUGGCGGAGGGCCACAGUGUCGGCUGGGAACAGCGUGGUGCAGGUGGUGAACGUGUCCAGGCUGGAGGGAGAUGACAAUCCUGUGCAGCUCAUCUACUUCGUGGAGAAUCAAGAUGGAGAGAGACUCAGUGCAGCCCAGUCUUCAGAUCUGAUCAACAAGGUAGACCUCCAGAGAGCAGCCAUCAUCUUGGGGUACCGGAUUCAAGGCACCAUUGCCCAGCCUGUGGACAGAGUGAAGAGGCCAUCCCCGGAGUCUCAGAGCGGCAACCUAUGGGUCGUCGUGGGUGUGGUCAUCCCAGUGCUAGUGGUCACCGUGAUUGUCGUCAUCCUCUACUGGAAGCUGUGCCGCACAGACAAGCUAGAUUUCCAGCCCGACACAGUGGCCAACAUACAACAGAGGCAGAAGCUGCAGAUCCCCAGUGUUAAGGGCUUCGAUUUUGCUAAGCAGCAUCUGGGUCAGCACAAUAAAGAUGACAUACUGAUUAUCCACGAGCCAGCGCCACUGCCGGGACCUGUGAAGGACCACACCACACCCUCUGAAAAUGGAGAUGUGCCGAGCCCAAAGUCCAAGGUCCCUUCUAAGAACAUCCGCCACAGAGGAAGAGUUUCUCCCUCAGAUGCAGACUCUACAGUCAGCGAGGAGUCCAGCGAGAGGGACGCGGGAGACAAGGCGCCAGCUACUGCCCAUGAGAGCAAGGCCCACAGAGCUCCACAGAGUGGUGCUCCCCUGCCCAGUUCAGGCAAUGAGCAGCACUCCUCGGCCUCCAUCUUUGAGCAUGUCGACAGGAUUUCCCGAACCUCAGAAGCCAGCCGGAGGGUCCCCAGUAAAAUCCAGCUCAUUGCCAUGCAACCCAUCCCAGCACCCCCUGUGCAGCACCCUGUCCUGGCUGACCGAGUGGCAGAAACCAACAAGAUCAACAAGGAGAUCCAGUCGGCCCUGCGCCACAAGUCGGAGAUCGAGCAUCACCGAAACAAGAUUCGCCUGCGCGCCAAACGCCGAGGCCACUACGAGUUCCCAGUGGUGGAUGACCUGUCUUCCGGUGACACCAAGGAGCGGCACCGAGUGUACCGCAGGGCACAGAUGCAGAUUGACAAGAUCCUGGACCCCGCGGCCAGUGUGCCCUCUGUGUUCAUAGAGCCCAGGAAGAGCUCACGGAUAAAACGUUCUCCUAAGCCACGCAGGAAACACCAGGUCAACGGCUGUCCUGCUGAUGCUGAGAAGGACAGACUCUUCACUACAGACAGUGAUGGCACAUACAAGCGGCCCCCGGGUGUGCACAACUCUGCCUAUAUUGGAUGCCCGUCUGACCCUGACCUCCCGGCCGAUGUGCAGACUCCGUCCUCUGCUGAGCUGAGCAGGUAUCCGGGCUUGCCCUUCUCGGCCUCUCAGUACAUCCCACCGCAGCCGUCUAUCGAGGAGGCCCGCCAGACCAUGCACUCCCUCCUGGAUGACGCCUUCGCCCUCGUGGCUCCUAGCAGCCAGCCUGCCAAUGCCCUGGGAACAGGUCCUGGGGUGCCGGCCAGCCUGCCUGUGAAUAGUACCCCUUCCAGGGAAGAAAGGCGAGCCACACAGUGGGGGUCUUUCUACAGUCCAGCUCAGACGGCCAACAACCCUUGCAGCAGCAGAUAUGAAGACUAUGGAAUGACCCCCCCAUCAGGCCUGUUACCGAGCAGACCCAGCUUUGGCCCAGGAUUGCUGCCGGCUUCAGAGCUGGUCCCCUCUGAGCCCUCACAGCCACAGUCGUCAGCUGAAGCUUCGUUUGCUGCCCGAGGGAUCUACUCUGAGGAGAUGCCAUCCGUGGUUAGGCCUCGGCCUGUUGGGGGCACCACAGGCUCACAGAUCCAGCACCUGACACAGGUGGGAAUCGCAAGCAGAAUCGGGGCCCAGCCAGUGGAAAUUCCUCCCGGCAGAGGCAGCCAGUACGGGGGACCAGGCUGGCCUGUGUAUGGGGAGGAAGAGGCAGGGCGAAGAGAAGCCACACACAUGCUCGGACAUCAAGAGUAUUCUUCUUCACCGCUGUUUCAGGUGCCAAGGACUUCGGGCAGGGAGCCCUCAGCUCCUCCCGGGAACCUCACCCACCGAGGGCUACAGGGCCCUGGGCUGGGUUACCCCACCAGCUCCACAGAGGACCUCCAGCCCGGCCACUCCUCCGCCUCCCUCAUCAAAGCGAUCCGCGAGGAGCUCCUGCGGCUCUCCCAGAAACAGGGCUCAGUACAGAACUUCCACAGCUGAUCAGCCUCCCUUGCAGGUUUGCCAAGUAUCUGCUUCCUGUGGAAGCAAGACCAAGGAAAUCAACUGAGUGGGUGUUUGUAAGCAUCGGAAGCAGCAUCUCCGGGCAAGCCGCCCGGGGAAGGGAACAAGUUGCAAUUUUAGAAGAUGCCAUAAAGUCACACGGACAACUCAUGGUUCUUUCACUGGUUUGGCAAUUUGGUGGCCACUUGGGUUCGUUCAGUCAAGACGUGUGUACUUUCACACACACACACACACACACACACACACACACACACACGAGAAAGACCAAAACACAGACCUAAGCUAACAAAAAUGCUCCUCUUUCAAAGGCAAAAGAUCAAAACCAAUCGGUGGUUAGGGAUGGAGGGGGCAGCGUUUCUGUGGGAGUCUGACUGGCACAUACAACACACCUGCUCUGUUUCCUGAGAAGAGAGAUUUCAAGACACUUUAGUAACAGCUUGGUCCCUCUUUUCCUCUGUAGGAACUUAUUUCAAUAGUAAUAUCAACAACAAGAUGUACUGAGACUGCUUGGUAAUCUAAACAAACUACCAGUGAGAAACCUGAUGACAGGUUGUGGAGCCUGGUGAUUCCAAACAAAGCCAUCGCCUGCAUUCUUUCUCCUUCUGGUGCUACAGCUCCGAGGGCCCUUCACCUUUCUGUCUGUGAAAUACAACUGUGGCUUUUUCAGUAGAAGAGUAUGUUGGCGGUUUCGCUAUGUUCUGGGGGUGGGAGGGAAGAAAAGGAAAAAAGUACCAUUGGGGAGGGGGAAGCUUAAUAUUUAUUUGGUUAUUCAAAAUACAUAUCAGAGUUUAGAUUUCCAGUCUUAGUUGUAUUUGCUGGGUUUUUUUUGUUUUUUUUUUUGUUUUUUUGUUUUGUUUUGUUUUGGUUUUUCAUUUGGCUUAUCAGCUCUUGUGUGACAUGUCAGCGCAUCUCAGAACAGGGCUUUUGGGAUGUCCCCACCGCCAGAUCUUUGUACUUCGCUGACAGCUUGCUCCCAGAUUAUGUUUGAAUGAGGAGUCUUACAGAAGCAAACAUGAUUAUCAUGAAUCUACGAAUAGUAGUUAUGUUCCCUGAGCUCCAGCCUGGAAGUGGAAUAAUGUUCUAUCAGCCUCUAUAGAGACCGAGAAGGAAACGAGAGUUUCCCCCAUUUCUAAUUUUGCUAUCAUUUCUUUGCCCCAAAACGGUCUUCCUCACUUUAGGCCAGAGAGAGGUCAUCUCACAGUCUCUGCUGAAGUCACAUUUCUCAGCCUCUGACAUUAUAUUCAAUGACAUUCUGUAUUCUGGUGGCUAAAUGAGACUCUGGGACAUUGCAGACUAGCAGGGGAGUCCAACCACGAGCCUCUUGGUCAGAUGAAGGAAUACUUUUGAUUGAACAACAGAUAGUGGGGUAGCGUUUGGGGGGCUCAGCCUAAGCAAAACCUGUGUGUCUGAACAUGUUUUAAGAACAUGGGAACAGCUAAAAGCAAGCUCCUAGACUGUAGUCACUGGUUCCAGAAUUGUUUCUGCCCUUCUUAGUCGGUCUCAGGACUCAAGGGCCACCUGUUCUUGGAAAUUGGUUUGACCGUUGCUUAUCUGCACACUUCAGAUGAGAAGGCAUGCAGGAGGGUGUCCCACAGCUCUUCAUCAGGUGUCGUGUAGGCAGUCUGCAGAGCACGGAGGAGGAGACCCCUGUUCUGGGUUUAUUUGGUGAUCUUGAUUUAAUGUAUACUCUUCCUAAGCUGGAAGAUCCUCUUCCCAAGCCACUUAGAAAACCAAGUAUAUCCAGGCAGAAUUUUAUUAUGACUCCUUGUGAGAAAUUCAAAUCAUAUAGCACAGAGAAUAAAUGGUCCUUUCUUACCCCAUGUCAUAAGUGUUUGGGACAUAGAGUGUCAUAAAAUUACCUCCUUUGUACACUGCCAAAAUAAGCCUUGGUGUCGGAGGAUGUGAUGACAACAGCAGUUUUGAUGCCUUUGAAAUUGUAAUAAAGGGAUUCUACCUGUGUUUUUAUUCUUACUAGCAGAUACACCUUUAAACGGGCAUUACAACCAAAGGUGAGUUGGUGCACAGGCCCUCUGGGAGCUCCAACGCUCGGUUGUUGGUUAUUUAAAGCACACUCAGUUUGCACUCAUUUCCCCUAGACACCCGCCACAGCAGGUUUACCAUGCUGAAACCACUGUAGGGUACGCCAUGCCCGUCAGGUGUCCAGUCACUCAUGCAGUGCGCUCCCCUGAAGAAGGCCGUCCUCUUCCACGUGUGUUAACUUUGGUGUUUCACAUAUUAAAGCACCCAAAAAUAAAAGUUAACUUUAAUGUCUGUCCUUUUCUCCUAAUUCUCCAAGUUCUGCUGAGAAAUACGAACUACACAUUGGAGUCAGCAUUUUAGGAGAGCGUGUCUGGAGAAGUGCUUUUUUUUCCCAGUCCCCUUUGUUGCUAAUCCCUUUGUCUGGUUUCUUCUGAAAGUCAUUCUUAUCAACAAGAUCACACGCGUCCUCCCCCACCCCCACACACACCUCAUGGGAUCUCUGCUUCUAAGGAUCGUGUGUGAUCCUGCUGCAAAUAUCCCUUGAGGAGGGCGCCUCAGUCACUGUGAACAUGCACAGUGUUAUCUGUGUGAAUGCUCUGGCAUGGAUAAUGUGAUAUGCUGUGAUCUUCCAGUGUCUGGGUUCACAGAUAGGCAGUCAGACCAAAACUGAAAGCCCAGCGUGACCCCUCUCACUCCUGGUUUGCUUUGAACUUGCCACUUUCUUCAAAGGUGCCCUGUGAAGUUGUUGUUUUUUUUUCUCCUGACUUUCUGCAAUUUCUGACACUAGCUAGGUCAGCAGACAUGAGCCCUGUCUUUUGAGAGAUCUCAGCUGGAUAAUACAGACAGGUAUAAAAGCUGAAGGUCCAGAUAAGAAGUGUGGCUUAGCUUAGAGCACAGGUGUGUGGGAUGUUCAGAAGUCAUAGAAGUUGCAUGUUUGGGGUUGAUGAGAUCUUAGGGGAGAAGCCAACUGCAGAAGGCACUUGGAUGUCACUCAAGCCAGUGGUGAUUUGGUAGGGGGUAAACCCCACAGUCCUCCUGGAGAAGGGUUUAGGAAUUGGGUACUCACUCGGUCAUUGAAGGUGUACUCUAUCUUGAGCUUCUAUAGUGUGAGCACUCAGUCCUUAACUGCGCUGUUUAGGAAGUUUCAGAAGAGAGAAGGGAGUCCUGUUGUGAGGAAACCUGGCCAGUAGUGCAGUGAGCAAGUGAGCAGGCUGGUGAGGCCUAGGAAGAGCCCCUGAGUGGGGGAAGGGAGGCCAGAGUACCAAGAACUGCUGUGGUCUGGUCUAAAGUGGUGUUGACACGGCCCUGCAGGUCUUAGCUUACAGCAGAUCUCUGUGGUCUUUUGUUUUGUUUUUUGUUUUUCAAGACAGCGUUUCCCUGUGGCUUUGGAGGCUGUCCUGGAACUAGCUCUUGUAGACCAGGCUGGUCUCAAACUCACAGAGAUCCGCCUGCCUCUGCCUCCCAAGUGCUGGGAUUAAAGGCGUGCGCCACCAACGCCCGGCUUGAUCUCUGUGGUCUUUAGGCAGGUUGUGGUUAAGGACACCAGGCUUCUUUACCCCUCCUUGUUUUCCUCCAUUUUUGUUUCAUUUCAGUGUGUGUGUUGACUUUGAUGGCACAUGACUUUUAAGCAUUAGGAUUUUUGCCAAGCAGAAUUUUUGAAGCCUUGAGGCCUGUGACCCAAGCACAGGUGCAGGCAUGCCUGGAAGGCUUCAGGCUGAAACCAGCAGUUCCCUGCUUUCUGGGUCUGUCUGCAGAGUUCACUGCAGUUUCAGACCUUGAUGAGUGCUCUAGUCAGGAAGCCGGUCCCCAGACAGUAGUCUGUUUUGGCAGGACUUCAGGAGUUAAUCAUUCCUUAGGCCUCCCUUGGCCCCUUUACCUGCGUUCUUAGGUGGGAAUGAAUUAGACACUUGGAAGGCUGUUGGGUCAAGGUUCUGGGCACAGGGCAGGGUGCUCCUGUCUUUACUAAGUGUACUGCUAGUGGAGUUUUCGCCAUGUCAUUUCUACCUCCAAAGUGAGGCUCCAGAGUUCGUCGUCAGAGCCUGCUCUUCCACAUCUGGUCCAAGCAGGAGUACAAGGAAGUCCACUUCUACACCCGUGAGCACAAACACGUCUGUAUUCGUCAUUUAGUCCAACCCAUUACAGGCAUUCCUGGAACAGGUGAGAGAGUUUCUGUGGGCCUCUGUUGUAACAUUCUCAUGAACUAUAUAGGCUUACACUCAUCGCCUAGUAAACAAGAAUGGUGCACAUUUAGGUGGUUUGUUUUGAGAGGGAGGGGGCUUGAGGGGGGUGGUGAUUGUGGGUGUUUAAGCUAGAAUUCUUUUGUCCAUGAUAAAAAAGACUUGAAAACUGAACCGUUGUGGUACAGUGUUAGCUCAUGCCUGUAUGUGUAACAGGACACUCGACAAUUAUCUUAAGAACACACAGCAGCAUUGAAGUGUAGAAAAGGAGUAGUGAAUGCCUUGGGAACACAAAUCGGUUAGGAACCAGCCAGGACACAGGGAACAGUAAAUGUCUGCAUCUGAUACGCUUGCUCCUCCCAGGUUGGUGUCCCACAGAGCAGGUCACGUCCAGGCUCCUGGUUUGCCUCCUUCCUAUGGGUUUCUCUGCUUCAGGGCCACUUCAGUGACUUAGCUGGAGCAUCACUGAUGUCUUUUCUUGUACCCACCAGACAUCAAGUAGUCGUGACUUGACUCCCAAAGACACAGUUGAGGGAUCAUAUAGGGCUAAGUUAAAGCCAAGUUCCCCGUUCUUCCCCUGUGGUAGGGAAAGAGGCAGGAGACGCCAGAGGAGCCGAGGCUUUUGGGGCUUACUUAAUGGGGUCAUUCUGAGCAUUAGGGAGUUGGUUCAGGAAAGGUUAUAGACAGGCUCUGGGCUUUGCUCUCCUCUCUGCAGAGCUCGCUGUGGAGUAGCAAGGAGCAAGACCGGAGCUAUCGUUAGCAGGGAAGCUUGCUCUGCCCGGCUGCUGGGGGACCUACUUGCCUCCAGCUUGGUUGAGGUCCGUGUUCUGACUUUCUGCACCCUUGUGCUAGACGAUGCGUGUUAUUACACAAAAGUGGGCCGCCUGUGGCAUCAAGACUGCAACUCGACAAUCAUGGUUUGCUGAUCUCAAACGGGCACUUAAAUCUCAGUGUGGGUGUGUGAUUUUAGUGACUGAGCCCGUCCUUCUAUUUGUCAGUUACGUUUCUACCCUUCAAUUAGCUGCACUGUUUUCUAAUGUGCUGUAGAGUUUGGAAAUAAUUUAUGCAGUGUUUGGUUCCCAUGUUUACAAAUUUUUACAGCUUUCCUAGCAUUUUAAAUGGAAAUGUCAAUAAAUGCUACGAAUUGGUGUCGAA